GAACGGCACGAGAUAGAUAGAAGACUUGAUCGUACAGUCUUUCGAAAGUUUAUUUCGAGUGUUAUGUGCCAUAAUAGCGUAACAAAAAUUGUGUAGAACCAUGUUUAUAUUGGGUUCUCACUAUUAUGAGCCAAAGUUUUUAAGCCCGUUCGCUUAUCGUCUGCGUGUGCUGUAGCAUAUCCAUGUUCUUCGAGCAGACGUUCUUGCUCGACUAGCUCUGGUAGGUCGUGUCAAUGGCGUCAGUCAACAACACAAGGAUUUCCUUGCCGAAUUCAACAGCGGAACAAAUUUGAAAAGCCAGGAAGAGACAGCCAUCUGUUCUAAACGGAAUCACCAGCUCGUAUGAAGACAUGAACAACGAUUUCUUGUGCCCAAUAUGCUUCGAUAUAAUUGAAGAAGCACACAUGACACCUUGUGGACACACUUUUUGCUUCAAGUGCAUCACAACUGGCCUGGAAUACAGUAACCGUUGUCCAAAAUGCAAUUUCGCGAUUGAAAAGAAGGAGCAAAUCUAUCCGAACUUUCUGUUGAAUGAGCUUAUUACGAAGUAUAAGCAAAAGGCUGCUGACAAGAAACUGAAGUUGGAGGGCAAUAGCCCAGUAGUGUCAGAAUUAUUUGAACUUAUCCUGCAGGAGUCUGACAGCAUGAAUUUGAAUGAUGUCAGCUAUAUGCUGGACGUUCUUUCGCAGAAGAAGCAUCAGUUGGAGGCUGACUGUAAAGCAGCCCAAGCACAGCUCCUGAGAGAGUUUCUGCAGCAAGUUCGCAAGCACAAGCAAGAGCAAAUGCACCAGCUUACAACUGAGCUGAGCUUCAUUGAUGAAGACCUUAAACGUGUUGAGGAAAAUUCCAAGUCUCCAGACAAUUGUUGGCUUGUUGAUCCCACAUCUUGUUUAGCUGGUGGUGAUAGCGCAAGCUCAGCAAAUGCAAGCAUUAUGCAGGACGGGUUCAAUGGCAGCAAGCAUGGGAGCAAGCCCCAAUGGGUGCAGACCACUUUGGCCUCCCGUCGAAAACGUGUUCAUCUACACUUUGAUGAUUUGGAAGACUGCUACCUCACAGCACGAAUGAAGGGCUUCCAUGGCAUUUCUGCCGAUGGCUUAAAGGAAUUCACAGAAAAUCUUUCAAAGUUCACAAGGUACAGCAGUAUGCGCCCAUUGGCAACACUCAACUAUGCCACUGAUCUGCUCAAUGGCACCAGCAUUGUGUCCAGCAUAGAAUUUGACAAGGACAAUGAGUUUUUUGCCAUAGCUGGGGUCACCAAGAAGAUAAAGGUCUUUGAAUAUGGCACAGUUAUACAAGACAUUGUGGACAUUCACUACCCGGUCAAUGAGAUGAUGUGCAAUUCAAAGAUAAGUUGCAUCAGUUGGAGUUCAUAUCAUAAGGGUAUGCUGGCUUCCAGUGACUACGAAGGCACUGUUACCAUCUGGGAUGCCUUCAUUGGACAGAAAGUCAAAAUGUACCAGGAGCAUGAAAAGCGGUGCUGGAGUGUUGAUUUCAACAAGGCUGACACUAAGAUUAUUGCAUCAGGGUCAGAUGAUGCAAAAGUGAAGUUAUGGUCUUUAUCCUGUGACCAUUCAGUGGCCUCUCUGGAAGCCAAGGCAAAUGUUUGCUGUGUGAAGUUCAACCCAGACUCAAGAUAUCACUUAGCGCUUGGCUCUGCCGACCACUGCGUGCACUACUAUGAUUUGAGAAGUCUGAAGCAGCCGCUAGGUGUUUUCAAGGGCCACAAGAAGGCUGUUUCUUAUGUGAAGUUCCUCAACACAACAGAGCUGGUGUCUGCCUCCACUGACAGCCAACUUAAGCUGUGGAAUAUCAGCAAACCCCACUGCCUGCGUUCAUUCAAGGGUCACCUCAAUGAAAAGAACUUUGUUGGCCUUGCAACUGAUGGGGAUUAUGUGGCAUGUGGAAGUGAAAACAAUGCUCUGUACAUUUACUACAAGGGGCUGUCCAAGCAAGUGCUGACUUUCAGGUUUGACGUGGUACGGAAUAUUUUGGAAAAGGACAAGAAAGAGGAAGACAGCAAUGAGUUUGUGAGUGCAGUGUGCUGGAGAAUGGGCUCCAGUGUAGUAGUAGCAGCUAACAGUCAAGGAACUAUCAAGGUACUGGAGUUGGUAUAAAAGCUAAACUCCUGGCUGUCUUGUUCGCGUUCACUUACCGUCACUUCAUGCAGUUACGAGGCAAUGCUCGUUGGAUAUAAACGAGCCAUUUAGCGACUUUUAUAUUUAUGUACAUACUGCAUUCAUUUACCUUUUACACUUUGUUUGCUCUUCAAGUUGUUUUUUAUGUGUUGGCGAAAUAAAUGCAAGGAACAUGUUGUGAAAACUUGCUGUAAAA
This is a messenger RNA of Rhipicephalus microplus (southern cattle tick), 2331 nucleotides long. Its product is annotated as E3 ubiquitin-protein ligase COP1. Gene Ontology annotation, biological process: proteasome-mediated ubiquitin-dependent protein catabolic process. The record is from RefSeq and is a predicted model, not a curated record. NCBI's taxonomy places the organism in Eukaryota, Metazoa, Arthropoda, Arachnida, Ixodida, Ixodidae. Gene Ontology annotation, molecular function: ubiquitin protein ligase activity; protein binding.